UUAAUAAUGACACCUCUGAUGAAACGUGUGGUUCACUCUGGUCAUCCCCCUAAUAUUGCUACGAAUUGGAUAACUCACACCAUCAGUUCAGUACGUUUAGCUUGAAAGACCUGUAGAAUGUGCGACGUGAAAAAGUAAUUGCAUGAUUCACUGUUCAUUAAAGAGCAGAAAAUACACCGCAACUUUCGCACUCAUCAUAGGUAAUGGGAUAUUGUGAGUGGAAACAAUAAUUCAGGAAUCAUGGUGAAAUAUGUAGAGUUCCAAGCAGUGGUGCUGGCAGGUGGAAAGGGUUCCCGGAUGACAGAAUUGACAGCAGGAAAACCAAAAUGUCUUCUUCCAGUGCACAAUCUUCCAAUGAUUUACUAUCCCCUGGCCUCCCUCGAAAAAGCAGGUUUUACCGAGGCAAUCGUUGUUGUCACAGAAUCGACACGUAAAGAAAUCUCUUCAGUCCUCGACAAACUCAAUCUUACAUUGAAGCCAGAAGUCGUCGGAAUACCAGAUAGUGAGGACCUAGGAACAGCUGAUGCUGUGAGAUUCAUCAGCGAUAAAAUUCAUAAAGAUGUCAUGGUGAUUUCCUGUGACUUAAUCUCUGACGUCAAUAUCUCUGAGAUCCUCAAUUCAUAUCGAAAAUACAAUGCGAGCAUUACAGCACUGAUGUUGCCUGCUCCUAAAAUUCCUGGGACCUUUGUUACACCAGGACCUAAGAGUAAACAAAAACCAGAAACUGAUUUAAUUGGAAUUGACAACAGAACUAAUCGAUUAGUUUUUCUUGCCUCUGCCUCUGAUUUCGAGGAUACUCUUACAAUUUCCCAGAAAUUACUGAGAAAACACACGAGUUUCACUAUGCAUUCGAAAUUGUUGGACGCACAUUUUUAUAUUAUGAAAAAAUGGGUGCUCGAUUUUCUGAUUCAUAACAAGAAUUUUGGAACUCUAAAGGGCGAGCUUCUCCCCUACAUUGUCAGCAAACAGUUGAGCCGACCUCCGAAGCAAACCCUCGAUGACAAAAAUACGUCAAUAGUGAAAAUGGAUAUCAGAGAAGACAUUUUUCGUUUUGCUGUUGAAAAAACGUCAGAUGAAUUGAUAAGGGAAAUGUCGGCUUUCAAUGAUCACUUCUUUGAUCUCGAAGGAGCUUAUCACGGUGACCUGAUCAGAUGCUAUGCCCAUCUGAUCACUGAUAAGUUCGGACUCAGAGCAAAUACUGUGCAAAUGUACAGUUUAGCCAAUAGUCAGUUAUCUCAACUUCCAUCUUGCAAUAUAUCAACUAACGUAAUUUCUCAAUUGGCUACAGUUAAGAGUACUCAAGUAACAAAUUGUAGAAUUGAUGAGGGAGCUCGUAUAGACGAGAAAACAUCACUUAAACAAAGUCAUAUUGGACCUGGAUGUGUGAUAGAACAGAAAACGAGAGUUGCUGACUCGAUUAUCAUGGGAAAUGUCGUCAUUAAGCAAAGGUGUGUUAUCAUUAACUGCAUUUUGUGUAAUAACUGUGUUAUUGAGGAAGGAACAGAAUUGAAGGAUUGCCUGGUUGGUGCUCAACACAUUGUCCCUGGCGGUGGGAGAUACUCUCGAGAAGUCUUGACUGAUGUAGACAGGCUGAUGGAAAUUUAAUAAAUGUUUAUAUAUUUACAAGAA
Fopius arisanus is the source of this 1629-nucleotide messenger RNA. It is a transcript of the gene eIF2Bgamma, whose product is annotated as eukaryotic translation initiation factor 2B subunit gamma. Gene Ontology annotation, biological process: biosynthetic process; cytoplasmic translational initiation. Bases 241 to 1605 code for a protein of 454 amino acids. NCBI's taxonomy places the organism in Eukaryota, Metazoa, Arthropoda, Insecta, Hymenoptera, Braconidae. The transcript is spliced from 5 exons. The record is from RefSeq and is a predicted model, not a curated record. Gene Ontology annotation, cellular component: guanyl-nucleotide exchange factor complex; eukaryotic translation initiation factor 2B complex. Gene Ontology annotation, molecular function: guanyl-nucleotide exchange factor activity; translation initiation factor activity.